AUGUCGGUGCGAGAGAAAAGCAACAUCUUCAAUCGAAGGACAACUGGUGGAAAGACUCCAAAACUUGAGCGACAGCGUCGGAAAACCCAGCCGAUCACCUUCGACGACAUCGCACGAGCCAAUCAGAGAAUUCUCGACAGUGCUGGCGGUCUAGGCUUAGAAACUCCUCUGGAAUGCUUUAUUGAUGAGGAGUUCGAUCUGGGCUCCAUGGUUUCUAGUCCUGCUGCCAGCGUGCUGAGUGACGUGUCCGAAUACGGCCUCCCAAUCUCUCCCAAGGGCCGGGCUCGAAUCUUCUGA
Molecule: messenger RNA, 297 nt
Organism: Dibothriocephalus latus
Lineage: Eukaryota; Metazoa; Platyhelminthes; Cestoda; Diphyllobothriidea; Diphyllobothriidae
Source: the annotation of a GenBank genome assembly